Molecule: messenger RNA, 3142 nt
Organism: Prionailurus viverrinus (fishing cat)
Lineage: Eukaryota; Metazoa; Chordata; Mammalia; Carnivora; Felidae
Gene: EOLA2
Product: endothelium and lymphocyte associated ASCH domain 2
Exons: 3
Coding region: 2041-2556 (171 amino acids)
Source: RefSeq, a predicted model, not a curated record
UCCUUCCGCCACCGUCACAUGCCCGCGACGUACGUGUGCGCCGAGAAACGCGACCAUACCUUUGCACGGGCACCGGUCCGCACGCAGUCGUUCCGGCCCUCCCCGCCUCCCGCUGGGCCCUUAGGGCCGCGACCUCACCGAGGCCACCGGCUGUGCGGGGUUCAGCCGGUUGCCCCUGGCACUCCUCCCGGGGGGGUGGGGAGGCUUCCAGGAUUUGAUUGAGGGGAACUGGACUGUAGGGCCCCCAAAUCCUUCCCGUGUGACAGUGUGAGGGCCUGGUGUCCUCUUUCUCCUGUUGGAUACGGGUCUGCUAGGCUGUGAGAACACGAGCCACUUACAUGAAAUGGUUUUCUCUGCUGCCGGCUGGGGCCUUAUGUGGUUAGCAGAACCAACCCGUGAGUGAGGUGCAACGUGGAAGGCUGAGAAGUGAAGGAGGGGUGUCAGUCGCGUCAGGGCUGUCCGGCCGUGAGUUCCAUGAAGAUGGAACAGGCAGGGGGCAGGUCGCUGGUGCCUGCGGCAACCGGUGUGUUCAUGGAGGGGGGCGGGCAGUGCGAGGCGAAGAAGUAGAGACUGUGAGUGUAGACCGCUGCUCCUGGGACCUCUGCUAUGCAGAGGUUUAGACAAGUUGGCAGGUGCUGGAGACACGUGCGGGCUCAGGGGCUGGGGGGGGGGGGGUCUUUGUCCCUGCAGUGAGGGGUGUACAGGUGUGGCUUUCUGAAAGGGAGACCAUCUCCUCACAGGGGAGGGGAGUAGGGCUGCCUGAGCAAGAGCAGACGGAGUGAGGUCCUCCAGUGAAGGACUGUGCUUGGCCCAGAGCACAGCUGAGGGCAGGUGGCCGCGCAGCUCAGCCCCAGACAGAGGGAACGCAGGGGGUGUGGUGCCAGGGCGGCAGGACGGUGGGUUGGGAAAGGGGUGAUCCCAGGGCCUUAUCUUUGAGAGUAGAUGUGUUCUCUUAAACGAGAGGAGGGGUUGAGGCCAGGUUUAUGUCCUUCGAGAACUGGGAGGAGAGAUGAUCCAGAUUCGGGGUGCUCCUGAGUGCAGCGCAGUGCCCCAGGCCCUGUGAUGAGGAUGAUGAUAAUGAUGAGGGGCGGCCACUGUUUGUGGCUGUCCUGUUAGGUGCCACAUGCCGGGCUAGGUGCCCCUGCACCUUGUCCCCGGUCCUCGCGGCCCCGAUGGAGACUGGGGCUCCUUGAGGUGCCAGGCCCCAGCUGAGGCUCGGGCCGGGGUCGUGUUCCUCCCACUGCACAGCUCUGCCGUGCGCGAGGAGGAGGGACCCCCUCGUCCAGGUGCAAGGACAAGGGGUAGGCGCACUCAGGUCCCCUGAAAUCAUGGGCUGUCUCUCUAUCCCUCGGCGCCUCCUUCUCAGCUAUAGAGCGGGGUGACGAAGCGCUGCCUUACUGGGUUAUGUGAGGAUCGAAUCCUGUGAUGUGUUGAUUGUGCCCACCCCAGUGCCUGGCAUGGAGACGGUGCGUGCGCCCUGGUACCAGUUGUUCCUGCUCUGGUUCCUGGUUUCUCUAGGCCCGGGUCAGGGUCGGGGGGUGUCUGUUGAUGGUGGAGAGCAGUGGGGCAGGAAGGGGUCAGAGGAGAGUGGCGCCCAAAGGGGUCAGGAGGAGACAGCUGCCAGGACCAUGUGCGAUCACAGGGCGCCCCCAGCGCUGAGCUGAGGUCGGAUACCAAGGGUUUGCGCUCAGCAGCCCCAGGGUGGCGAAGCCCAGGGUGUCCCUGUCUGUGCUGGGAGAGGGGUAGAGCCAGCUCACUGAGCUGUCCAGCCGAGGGGCCCCUUGCCAUCUGUGCUCUCCUGGGGCUCAGUGACCUCCUAUGUAGAACUGACCACAGGCUGUCCUGGCCAUGCCUUUCUCUAGCUAUCCCCGCCCUCCUCUCUGAGGUCCCCAACGACUCCAUGUGAUGGACACGUCAUCCUGACCGCCGGCCCCUUCCUUUGUGCCCGUCAGCUGACCGUGUAGUGACAGAGGAGGAAGAGCCAAGGCUCUCUGUUCCCCCACUGUCCAGGCCUGGUGAGGCCCAAGGCGCUCUGGGGAGAUGAAGUUCGGCUGCCUCUCCUUCCGGCAGCCUUAUGCAGGUUUUGUCUUAAACGGGGUCAAGACCCUGGAGACGCGUUGGCGUCCUCUGCUGAGCAGCCACCGGAACCGUACCAUCGCCAUCCACAUUGCUCACAGGGACUGGGAAGACACCGCAUGGAGGGAGCUGCUGGCGGAGAGGCUUGGAAUGACCCCUGCUCAGAUUCAGGCCUUGCUUCUGGAAGGGGAAAAGUAUGGCCGUGGCGUGAUCGCUGGGCUUGUUGACAUUGGGGAAACCAUGCAGUGCCCAGAGGACUUAGCUCCUGAUGAGGUUGUGGCGCUGGAGAAUCAAGCUGUACUGACCAGCCUGAAGCAGAAGUACCUCACCGUGCUUUCAAACCCCAGGUGGUUACUGGAGCCCAUACCCAGGAAAGGCGGAAAGGAUAUCUUCCAGGUAGACAUCCCAGAGCACCUGAUGCCCUUGGGGCAGGACGCCUGGCGAGUGUGGAAGGUUACCGAGAAACCGGCUAAAUCGUGACCCAUCGACUGACUGUCAUGCUGCAGACCUACAAGCCAGGUUCAGUCUGAAUCAGCCCUGCCACUGUGUGCUGUUCGUGGAAACAGGUCUCUCCACUCAGAUGCAGGGGACAGGGCAACGGGACUUUCCUCGUGAGAUGCCUGUCUGGGCUCGCCGGCAGUCUCCAGGACUUCGACGUUCGGGAUAAAGGGGAAGCGGCCAGUAAAUGUCUUGGUGCCGCCACUACUUGAGUCCUGACUUCCGGGUCGUACAGAGACAUAGGUCUGAAGAUGACCGGUUCGUGUUUCCUCCUCUCGUUGUUUUGCUCAGAACUCAUAGGACGUUUGAACAGCAUCCAGGGGACCUUGUGGGAAGGCUGGGAGCGGGCGCUAAAGGGGUGUGCAGGGGUGGCCAGCCACGGGUGCCCCCGUUCACCAUGACGACAGCAUCAGACUGAGACACAGCAUCCGUCUGUUCUUACAAAUAACUCUUGCUCUGUUGUCAAAGCGUCCCUUGGCCCAUGAAGUAUGCGUGUUUGACACAUCCCACAGCUAGCUACUUCAUGGCCAAAGGAAGGAUCCUAAAUACAGCACCGAUGGGAAAAUGA